Messenger RNA from Owenia fusiformis, 1740 nucleotides. The record is from the annotation of a GenBank genome assembly. NCBI's taxonomy places the organism in Eukaryota, Metazoa, Annelida, Polychaeta, Sabellida, Oweniidae.
AAUUGCCUGCUCCCCCCCUCCGUCCCAAUUCUACGAUCACCGGGCGUGAAGAUGGCAUAUAAUAAUGAGAUGUUAAAUCAUGUGUUGCCAGAACUAUAAUCUAGACAAAAACAAACUAGGUAAAACAUGGGUGCUUUUGCAUCUUAUCAUCACUCUGAUGUCACAGCUGAAAUAAAACGCUUAGGAGAAUUUGUACAUUUAACAUCUAAGGCAGCUGAUGUAAGGAAUAGAUACACACCAGCUAAACUCAAUGAACAUACAUCAUUUAUUGAAGACAAUAUGCAAACUCUAGUAGGAAAGGUUGGUGAAUAUGACUCAAUGUUAAGUUCCAAAGGGCUUCUCAGACGUGGUAGCUCAUAUAGUGGAACUAAGAUACUUUGGCCAGAUGAAUAUGAUUACAUGCCAAUACUGGCAAACUUUAACACAAACACAGUGGACAUGGAGGAUGUGCAAAGUAUAUGUAGUGAUUUUCGUUAUAGAAAUCUCAGAGAAGAGGGAUUUGGUUACAUCAAAGUGAAACCUGGAGCUCUAUCAAUGCAUAAUAUGGAAAAAUACACUAGAAAUAAUGAGAAAGGGAAAUAUCUAUGUAGUGAGAAACUUGAAGAUGAACUGAGAAAACUAAUUAUACAAUCCCUGCAGCAUAUGGAUACAUUGACAUAUAUAGGAGAAUUAGACCAUGAGUUGAACACUGAUGCUCAAUACGAGAGAGGAGAGAUAAGUAUCCAUGAGAGGAUGCAUGGUCCCAGCUUCUGGCUGAGGGUUGGUGGGCCCCUGUGUACUACUGAUAUAGACCUCUGUUUCUCUAUAGAGGGGAACCCAACUAAGCAACUGGGGCCCUGUCUAAUGGUAAAUGGUAAUAUUAGUGAACGCAAGUGCAAGUGUGGCUAUUCCAACUCACAACACUGGAUGAAGUCUGUCAUAAAUCCUCCUGUUAACACAAAAUAUAUUUUGUCUGAAUCUCACAAGGAACUCUUCCUAACUCUUAAGUACAUUUGUCAUCUCGUUUCAGAAAUGUCACUUUGGACACAUCCUGACAUACUCUCCAGCUAUACUGUAAACAUGGUGUUGUUAACACAUCAGCAGACCUGUAAGGCAGUAAAUGUGGGAGAAUGCUUUGAGGAUAUUGUCAGAAGGAUCCUGAAUAAGACUAAUAAUGAUAUUAUCAAUCUACACAUAUACAAUUACUCACCAAACUACACAUAUGAUGUAUUCUUUCCUAAGAGAAUGCUAGCUCCCCACAAACAUCACAGUCGUGCAGCAAUUGCAUGGUUCAUGCUGCAAGUUAUUCACACUGAAGAUGAUGAAUGGAUACACAAACUACUCAGACUCACCAAGGAGCCUCACACACCUGAAUGGUGGGACACACAACUGAGUAAGAAUGACAGUGAUAGUAGACAGUUGAGAGAUUUAAUGAAGGUAAUCAAGAUGUGUGACAGUUGGAAGGAAGACAGUCCAUUCAGAUUAGAAUGGCACCGCAGAGAUGGCAGUGUAAAGGCCUCAUUAACCAUAAAGUAUGAUAAGUAGUUGUACUAAUUGUGAUUAGAGAAUUGAAACAAUAUAACAAUUCACCCAUACAUAGAUGUCACUGUGUUCUUCACAUUUAUCAAACAUCUCCCUUUUAAUCCAGCACUGAUCAUAUGAUCACUUCAAAGUGAUAGAAUACUAUUGUAAAUAUAUAAAAGUGAAUAAAAUUUUUGUACUAUACAGCAGAAUAUUUAAAAUCAGACUGGAACAAAUACC